Oryza sativa Japonica Group (Japanese rice) is the source of this 3218-nucleotide messenger RNA. Its product is annotated as U3 small nucleolar RNA-associated protein 14. The record is from RefSeq and is a predicted model, not a curated record. Gene Ontology annotation, biological process: rRNA processing. Gene Ontology annotation, cellular component: nucleolus; small-subunit processome. Lineage: Eukaryota; Viridiplantae; Streptophyta; Magnoliopsida; Poales; Poaceae.
CGCUGCGGCUGAGCGACUUCCCACCCCCAAAACCCUCUUCGCGCCGCCGCCGCCGACGUGCUCGACCGAUCCACCGCCGAGGGAGAGAGAGAGCAGCUUCGCCGUCGCCAUGGCUGGGACGAAGCCCAGAGGGAAGCCGAAAUCCAGGGCUCUGGUUGCCGGGGCAGCUCACGGGGGGAAGGAGAAGAAGGGCGUGACGGGCGGGGCGGGGAAGCGCGGGGACAGGCGCGGCGGCCGCCAUGGCCCGCGCCUCCCCACGGCGCUGCGCCGGCAGCUCGACGCGCUGGGGCCCGGCACCUCGAGGGGUUCCGACGAGGACGAGGAGGCCGGGUCCGACGACGAGGGGGCACACGACGUGUACGAGUACGAGGAAGGGGUCCCCGAGGAGGAGGCCGGGAAGAACGGCCGCUACGACGCCGUCGAGAAGUACGAGUACGAGUUCGACAGCGACGCCUCCAAUGCGGAUGAAGACGUGCCAUCAGAUGAAGGUGAGGAUAUGGAGGAAGAUGAUGCCGGCGAGGAUGAAGAUGAGGAGAAGCAGAUAAGAAUACUUCAGGAGACGACUGGCAUGCCUAGGGAAGCGUUUGAUGGGGGUAAGAGGAAGAAACAGCCAUUGGAGCUGCCGUUUCAGCCUGGAGUUGGAGAUGGUCCAGUCACAAUUCAUGAUCUCUUGAAUAAUAUUCAGGGUAAGCCUGGGUAUAGCAAGCUCCGAAAGAGGCUGCAACAGCAGGAGAAAAAGCCAAUAGUCGUGCAGGCCCCACUUGCAAAAGUGGAGAGAGAGAAGCUCGAGCGUGGUGUGGUAUACCAGCAAUCCAAGAAGGAGGUCACCAAGUGGGAGCCAUUAGUUAAGAGGAACCGUGAGGCACCCACACUCUACUUUGAAAAUGAUCUCAACUUAGGGGUUAACACAGUUGGGGCAAUAGCUAGUGAAUUUAAACCAAGAAAUGAAUUUGAGAAGCAGAUGGCUGAGAUUAUGCGUAGCACAGAAAUGAUGGAAGCACACAAGAACGAUGGUGUUAAAAUACUGGAACUUAACAAGAUUGACAUGGAAGAUGUGAGAGAACGUCAAAAUCGACUUGCUAAAAUGCGCAGCCUUCUGUUCCGUCAUGAGAUGAAAGCAAAACGGAUAAAGAAGAUCAAGUCCAGGACUUAUCACCGGAUGUUGAAAAAGGAUAAACUGAAGGCAGCAUCAGCAGACUUUGAGGCAGAUCCGGAAGCUGCCAAAGAGCAUGCUAUGAAACAGGAAUUUAAACGUGCAGAGGAACGAAUGAGAUUAAAGCACAAGAAUACUUCCAAAUGGGCUAAGCGAAUCUUGAAGCGUGGAUUGGAUGUUCAAGAUGAAGGCACUCGUGCUGCUAUUGCAGCACAACUCCAACAAAAUGCUCUUCUUACUAGAAAAAUGAAUUCCACAAAAGACGAUUCUAGUAGUAGUGAGGAAAGUUCUGAUGAUGAGGAAGAUGACGAUGAAUCAGAAGCAAACAUUCUGAACAAAGGAAAAGAAAAGAUUCUUAAAAUUCUUGGGGAUGAUAAUGAGAUACCAACAUCUGGAGUCUUUUCGUUGCCUUUCAUGGAGCGCGCUAUGAAGAAGCAUGAGGAAGCAACUUAUGAGGAAGCACGGCUAGCUCUAGAAGAGUGUGAUGAAUCAUUGAGGAAAUUGGAGGAUGGUAACACUGAAGAGAAUGGAGAUUCAGUGAAGGUUACUGGUAAAAGAACUUUUGGACCUGCCGAAGAUACAAACAAAGUGACAAAUAAGAAGCAAAAAUUAGAUGACGGCGACAAGAACAGUGAUAGCGAAUAUGAGUCUGACUCUGCUCAACAUCUGGAUGACAAUGAAGUACAUAAGAUAGAUGAUGUGCAAAUUGGGACUGCACUCCUGGAUGAUGAUGAACCACAGGAUGAUCUGUUCAAAAGCUUCGAUGAUAUUAUAAAAAAUCCUGGCCGCAAAACAACUGUUGAAGUUGGAAUGUUAGCUGAUAAUUCAUGGAAGAAGUUCAAGAGUAGCAAAGGAAAUGAUGGGAGCAAUACCAAUGGUGAUAUAGAUAAAUCCACAGUGAAGGUUUCUUAUAUGGCAGACCAAAAGCUUAAGCAAUUGGAUCACAAUUCUGAUUCAGAUUCGGAGGAUGAGAUGGUUGAGGGUUUAUUGACCAUCUCCGAUGCAAAGGAAAAUUAUAAAAUUCCGUCGCAAGCUGAUCUUAUACGCCAGGCUUUUGCUGGUGAUGAUGUUGAGGCUGAAUUUGAGAAGGACAAACUGGAUGUUUUAAAUGAAGAGAAUCCUGAACCUGAAAAACCUGCUCUUGUUCCUGGUUGGGGACAGUGGACUGACAUUCAACAGAAAAAAGGACUUCCUUCUUGGAUGGUGAAAGAACAUGAAAAUGCGAAAAGGAAGAGGGAAGAAGCCUUGAAGAGGAGGAAGGAUGCUAAGCUCAAGCAUGUUAUCAUUUCUGAACAUGUUGACAAGAAGGCUGAAAAGCUUUUAGUGAGGAAUCUGCCUUUUCCUUACACUUCAAAGGAUGUAUAUGAGCAGAGUAUCCGUAUGCCUAUUGGACCUGAUUUCAAUCCAGCGAUAUCAGUUGCUGCUCUCAAUCGACCUGCGAUUGUUAAGAAGCCUGGAGUUGUUAUCAAGCCAAUACAAUAUGAAGAGGUUGAUCCCCAUGAGAAGCCUGAUGAACCGAAAAGGGUCAUCCAGAGAGCUGUUCCAAACCCCAAAGCAAAGAGAACCUCUGCGAAGCAAGCAAAGGCGAUAGCUUCAAAUAAGAGGAAGUGAUGGGACCUGGCAAUACUUCCAACGUAUAAUCGUUCAUUAGUUUGAUGAUGUAAAAGGUGAGAACAUAGCACCUAAAAGAAGAGGGAGGAGACACAAACAUAACCGAGCUGAUUUUCGUCGCGGCGAGUUUGAAACAAACACCUGGAAGUGUAUAGGUAUUCUCAUCAAAAUGAGAGGUUUGUAUGGCUCAUGGAAAGUAUGCGAUUUGUGGCGCGUGGAAAGUAUGUAUGUUGCUGUAGUGCAGCAGUGAAAUUUUGCUACACGGAGAGUCACUCUAACUCUAAUUUGUUCUGUUUUGGCGCAGAUAUGAAGUAGAGUACUCUGUACUCAUAAAUUUUGUAACUCCCGGCAAGUGUUGUCCGGGCUGCAUUUUUCUGCUCCUAGGAAAGCAACUAUCGCGUCUCUGAAUUGAAAUGAUGGCAUGAUGUCCGACCAAGUGCUAAUUAGGGAUGAA